Pantherophis guttatus is the source of this 4352-nucleotide messenger RNA. It is a transcript of the gene ARK2N, whose product is annotated as arkadia (RNF111) N-terminal like PKA signaling regulator 2N. Lineage: Eukaryota; Metazoa; Chordata; Lepidosauria; Squamata; Colubridae. The record is from RefSeq and is a predicted model, not a curated record.
UGUUGCUGCCGGAAGUGACGUCGGAAGGCUCGAGCUGAGGCGAUCCCAGCGGCCUCCCUUCUGAGGUGACAUUUUUUUUUCUCCCCCUUCCUCCGGCUUCUUCUUUUCGUCCCUCCUGCCCGGGCCGAAGAAGCGGCACCGGCCACGCCAGAGGAGGAACGGAGAGGAGGGCGGGGGGAAAAGGAGGAGCCCCGGCCCCUCAUGCUCGAGCUGGCCUUUCCCGCGGGGCCUCAGGCCGGGAAGAGCCUCAGAGGCCGCGGCGGCGGCGGCAACAACUCUGAGAAUUUGGUGGGAAACAGCCAGAAUGACAACUUUGGAUUCUCAGGUCUUCUGUCUGCAGAGCAGUGACAGCAGAGGCUGAAAGGUUGCUUUCCUGCUGAAGCCCUAGGUGAGUUUGCACUUCCACAAAGCUCUGGGUCCAACCUCUGAGACCAGGAGAGACUUAAAAUUCUGAAAUGAAGAUGGAGGCAGCAGACAGAACAGAAGAACUCAUUGACCCAGAAGUCCCACCCAAACUGUCAGAGAAACAGGAGCCUGCUCUGGGUGAAGACGGAUCUAUAGAACUGGAUAUGCCUGCUCAGAAAGAGAACCGAGCACUGGGGGAGGAUUCGGCAGUCCUCGCCUCGAUGCCCUGCUUGCUGAUGGAACUGAGACGGGACUCCUCCGAAUCUCAGCUGGCCUCGACGGAAAGCGACAAGCCGACGGCCGGCCGCAUUUAUGAGAGUGACUCUUCCAACCAUUGCAUGCUGUCCCCUUCAUCCAGCGGCCAUUUGGCUGAUUCCGACACGCUCUCCUCCGCAGAAGAGAACGCUCCCGGCCAACCUGAGACGGCGGUCGAGGGAGACUCUUCCACCGUGUCCGUGUCGACCGUGGGGAGGAAAUCGAGGCGGUCCAGAUCGGAGAGCGAAACCUCGACAAUGGCUGCAAAGAAAAACCGGCAAUCGAGUGACAAGCAGAACGGCCGCGUCGCUAAGGUCAAAGGUCACCGGAGCCAAAAGCACAAAGAGCGCAUCCGGCUACUGAGGCAGAAGCGGGAGGCCGCCGCCCGCAAGAAGUAUAACCUGCUGCAGGACAGCAGUACCAGCGAUAGUGACCUAACCUGUGACUCGAGCACGAGCUCGUCGGACGACGACGACGAAGUUUCAGGGAGCAGCAAGACAAUCACUGCGGAGAUACCAGGUCCAAGUGACAGGGAGAAACCUUCCACCAUCUUUGCUGUCAAUUGGAAUACAGCUGGCUUCAGUCGUGCUGGGGGAUCUGGAGGAGCGACCAGGGAAAUUCCAGGAUUGCUUGACAGGGGCACCGUGUGGGAUAGGAACUGCAUAGGCAGUGUCCUAGAAGAGGCCAUGAACUGCUUUGCCGAGAUGCAGAGGCAGACAGAGGAGAAGUUUCGCAUGUGGAUAGAAAAACUCACUCGCCUGGACACCGAUGAAGAAAGCAAGCAGCAACUGGAGUCCAGGGAACCUAAAGUCCCCUUAGAUGGCCAAAGAAUCUCCUCAACUCCUCAGGCAGGGAUUUUUAUGCAGGUGCCGCCGGAUAGCCAAGUCCUUCCGCAGCAGCAGCCCUUUAACUCUUACGCCGGCUGUCAAAAUACCGAUAUGGCUUUAGAGGUUCCAGAGACUUUGAAUAACAAUUUUCCAGCUCUCUUCCCUGAAAACGGGAAUAUCAUGGAAUCCAGCUUGAACCCAUCACAAACUUAACAAGAUCCUCAAGCGGCUAUGGUUAACCCAGAUCUUGACUGGAAAAUCUGACCGUUGUAAAAACAAAUAACACAUUUUGGUUCCUCCUUUUAGGCUUUUUAAACAACGUUUAUUUUUCUUGUCACCUUCUUGAGAAAAGAGAUGUCAUUUGGUUUUGCCAUUGAGAUGCUCUUCCUGGCUUUCCAUCAACAGAGCUUACCAGUUAGCGGGCUUAUUUUGUGGAUCUUACUUGUAGGAUCAAUCAGUGUAUUCCUUAACUGCUCCUUUUGCAUGCCAGAAUUGUUUAUUUGUAUAUAUAUAUAGAUAUAUAUAAAAAGAUUUGAAAUUGAAAGACUCAUAUACCAAAUCAGUAUGUCCUGUAAAUAUUUUCUUAAAACAAAUGCUAGCAUCUAUAUUGUGCAUCUUAAACAGAAUUCUAAUACUGCUUGCCAUGUUUAUUUCCUCCAUCACUUAGGGCAGAAAUUGGCUGAUUUGUGAAUUGGAAAGUUUUCGAUAAACCAUUCAUCUUCUCAUUCGCUUUCAUGCAAGUUUUUGCAUUCACAGUAUUUAUAUUUAGAGGAAUCUUUCGUUUUGUAAAAACGUACUAAUCCUAACGGCCAGAGGAAUUUGAGAGAGAAAAAUAAUAGAUCUAUCUCUCCAAGGGUUAAAUUAAUUUGGGAACAUUGAACGAGAUUAAGUGAACAUUUAGAAGCAUGCAUAAGAAUUUAUACCACCUGCCAAAACAGUAAUUGUCGGUGUGGGUGUGUUUCAUACAAUCAAAUUGUAAUGUUAUGCUAUCAAUUCUGGACUAUAUUGUGAAAUAAUAGUGGGAUUAAGUCUUGAAAUUUGGCCAUUUGUAAAUUACAAAUUGAAAGAUGUUGUCAUUUGCAGCCCAUAAAAUGCUAUCAGGCACUCAUGAAAGAAUUCAUAGCACGAUCAUUUUGAUUGCUCUUCUUUUAGUCAGCAUCUCUUGUGCUGCAUAUAAGUUCUUUCCCUGCUUUUCUAACCUUGAUGCCAAAUGACAGUUUUAAAGAUUCAAGCAUUAACAAAUAUUCUCCUCCUCCUCCUAUUGUCUGGUUUAUGAUUGACACCCUUGUUUUCCUGAUACCUGCAUUGGGUUCCUUGUUGGUUCAGAUAAUGGCAAAAACUUGGACUCUUAAAACCCACUGAGGCUACGUUUUGAGGGACACUUCUAUCUAUACAUUUAAGGCAGGGGUCUCCAAACUUGGCAGCUUUAAGACUUGUGGACUUCAACUCCCAGAAUUCCCCAGCCAGCAUGGCUGACUGACUGGGGAAUUCUAGAAGUUGAAGCCUACAAGCUGCUAAGUUUGGACACCCCUGAUUUAAGGGAUGAAAACUCUUCUGUGCCCUGAGGCAUCCCUGCUUCCAGAAGAUGUACCUCUGAAAGUAUAUGGUAAGAUUUUGUUUCGUUUUCCAAAAAUUCGUUGUUUUCAGUAUAUUCUUUCUUUCUUAUCCCAUCUCCUUGACCCUAAAAAGAAAAAUCCACGUUUUCCUGAACAUUACAAGUAAAUGUGGAAAUGGUGUGUAUGGACACAUAAUAAGAUCUUGAGUAAGUGGGUUUUGCUGCAUGGCUUUCUGGAUUGCUGCUCUUUUUUCCAUGUCUUUAUUUUUUAUUUUUAGGAACAUUUUUCUAAGCUCUUGUUCACUAAACAUUCUUCCUAGCGGUGUUGGUUGGGAAUACCCAUUCGGUGUUCAGUUAUUGUAAUUCUUUUCAGUUUAAAAUUUUCUUCAUGCCUGGGAUAGGCUAUUGAGUAAACAUCCCUUACAAGUUAGAUUUGGUCCCAAAGAAGUCAAAAGUUCUGAUGGUUCCUAUUUGGGUUUUCGCUAAAAAUUAAAAAUGUGUGUAGCCCAAUCUGGUUAAAUUUAUGCCCGACUGAUUCCUCACUCCACAGUUAAUGAGAUCUUGAAUAUGUUUACUCAGAAGUAAAUCCCACACAGGUCACUGCAGCUUUUUCUUGGUUUAGGAUUGCAACCUAAAUUUUCAAUUGUAAAAAUUGAUGGGGAAUUAACAAAUUGUUUGUUUGAGUAUGAGGAUGCUGUGUGUUUUUCUCGAGGCUGCUCCUACCACAUGGAAAGCAGUCUGUGAAAGGGAAAAAGCCCUUUGAAUGUAGUUUGUGAAAAGGCAUGCAGUGAAAUGAUAAGCAUUCAAAAACUCAAAAAGAUCUAUCAAGAUCGUGAUAUUUAAAGCAAUACCUUGGAUGCCUGUACUUUAUAGAUAUCUUCAGUUAUUGCUCAUUGAUCCAUCUUGUUAAUUUUAUCUGUGAAUGUUUUUUAAAGAAAAGGGAUUUUUUUUUAAAAAAAAUUAAAAAUAUGUAAACCGGUUUCCUACCCUCUCCUCCACAUAAUUUAUCUUAGGAGAAAUAAAGCAGCUUUUUAAAAGCUACAUUGUUCAGGGUAUCUGUUCAAAAGGCUAUGCAGGAAAUAAUAUGUAAAACAAAUGUGAAUGGUUUCUAAAAUAAGUUUGGUGUUAAUAGUUUUCCAUGUAUCAUAUUGAUAUGGAUGUGAAUUUGAUACCUUCCUAAACCUUAAAAAUGUGUACAUUUAACUGGUUUUAAACAGUAGGGAAUCUCUUUAGUAUCUUGACAAGUUGGUUUUGGUUUUUGUUUUGCCUUGAAUAAAGCAUAAAUUUGCCAUUCUUUUACAAAUUAAGAA